This is a messenger RNA of Manduca sexta (tobacco hornworm), 1198 nucleotides long. RefSeq names its product adenosine deaminase-like protein (gene Ada). The transcript is spliced from 7 exons. Gene Ontology annotation, molecular function: adenosine deaminase activity. Gene Ontology annotation, biological process: inosine biosynthetic process; adenosine catabolic process. Lineage: Eukaryota; Metazoa; Arthropoda; Insecta; Lepidoptera; Sphingidae. The coding region runs from base 131 to 1174 and encodes 347 amino acids. The record is from RefSeq and is a predicted model, not a curated record.
GUGUAGGUUAAUUUAAAUAUGGCGGUUUUGAUUUGACUUAUUUUGAUGAAAACAUUUGUGCGAAUUUAUUGUGUCCAUUAUUUGUUGUAGUGUGAGCAAAAAUAUUUUUGGGAAUAUUCCAUUAACAAAUAUGGAUCUGGAAACUUUUUGCCGUGAACUUCCAAAAGUUGAAUUGCAUGCGCAUCUCAAUGGAUCCCUAAGUCGUUCUACAAUGCUGCAACUGAAAAGAUAUCACGCCGACAGCGGACUAGCAGAUAAAACGAAUGCUUUCUUUGACGAAUUUCAAAUUGGAUCGGGAGAUACGAGAAAUUUGUCAGAUUGUUUCCAAGUAUUUGGCAUUGCACACAGUCUGACUAGUACUCCAGAGACAUUAGCUCUUGCUACUAAGCUGACUCUUCAAGAAUUCCAAGAUGAUGGCUGUUGCUACAUAGAACUGCGCAGCACUCCACGCGACACACAGUUUAUGGACAAAAGACAAUAUAUUGACACUAUUGUAAAGGCUAUACAAAAAUCUUCUAUUCACCUGACAAUGAUUACUAGACUCAUAGUCUCCAUAAACAGAAAUUCUUCACUGAAAGACGCCGAAGAUAUUUCAACCAUUGCAAUAGAGUUCCAUAAAAAGUACCCAGAUAUAGUAGUGGGUAUUGAAUUAAGCGGGGACCCAACUGUUGGGAAUUUUAAAGAUUUUAUUCCUGCACUCUCAAAGGCAAAGAAUACUGGCUUGAAGAUAACUCUACACUGCGGUGAAGUGUGUAAUCCAAAAGAAGUCCUGGAAAUGAUUAUGUACAAACCAGACCGGAUUGGUCAUGGUACUUGUAUACAUCCAAAGUACGGUGGUACAGAUGAAGCAUGGAAGAAACUUUGUGAAUUAAAAAUACCUGUAGAGGUGUGCCUGACCAGUAAUGUUAACACAAAAUCUACUUCAGAUUAUGAGUCUCAUCAUUUUAAGGAUUUAUAUGAUGCUGAUAUUCCACUUAUUAUAUGCACUGACGAUAAAGGUGUCUUUGCGACAUCAUUAUCUCAAGAGUAUAGACUCUGUGCCGAAACUUUCAAGCUAACUCGAUCGCAGCUUUCCAGAUUAGCUCUGAAUGCCUGCCAAUAUGUUUUUGCCGAUGAUUCCAGGAAAAAGCUUAACGAUAAAUUGCUCAAUUUCAUUGAUAAAAACGAACUUUAGUUAUUAAAUAUUCCUUAAAACGUA